Molecule: messenger RNA, 1825 nt
Organism: Panthera uncia (snow leopard)
Lineage: Eukaryota; Metazoa; Chordata; Mammalia; Carnivora; Felidae
Gene: STMN2
Product: stathmin 2
Exons: 4
Coding region: 1-555 (184 amino acids)
Biological process (GO): regulation of microtubule polymerization or depolymerization; microtubule depolymerization; neuron projection development
Cellular component (GO): growth cone; cytoplasm; neuron projection
Molecular function (GO): tubulin binding
Source: RefSeq, a predicted model, not a curated record
AUGAAAGACACUAAUCUUGAGCCUCUCGUUGUAGCCUACAAGGAAAAAAUGAAGGAACUGUCCAUGCUGUCACUGAUCUGCUCUUGCUUUUACCCGGAACCUCGCAACAUCAACAUCUACACCUACGAUGAUAUGGAAGUGAAGCAAAUCAACAAACGUGCCUCUGGCCAGGCUUUUGAGCUGAUCCUAAAACCACCAUCUCCUAUCUCAGAAGCCCCACGAACUUUAGCUUCUCCAAAGAAGAAAGACCUGUCUCUGGAGGAGAUCCAGAAAAAACUGGAGGCUGCAGAGGAAAGAAGAAAGUCUCAGGAGGCCCAGGUGCUGAAACAAUUGGCAGAGAAGAGGGAACAUGAGCGAGAAGUCCUUCAGAAGGCUUUGGAGGAGAACAACAACUUCAGCAAAAUGGCGGAGGAAAAGCUGAUCCUGAAAAUGGAACAAAUUAAAGAAAACCGUGAGGCUAAUCUAGCUGCUAUUAUUGAACGUCUGCAGGAAAAGGAGAGGCAUGCCGCGGAGGUGCGCAGGAACAAGGAACUCCAGGUUGAACUGUCUGGCUGAAACGAUGGAGGGUAUGGCACGCCCCACCAUUAGUAAAUCCCCCUGCCUAUAUUAUAAUGGAUCAUGCGAUAUCAGUAUGGGAAAUGUAUGACAUGGUUUAAAAAGAACUCAUUAUAAAAAACAAAAACAAAAAAACAGAAUCAAAAAUUAAAAAAAAAAAUCAAUGCGGUCUCUUUGCAGAAUGUUUUGCUUGAUGUUUAAAAAAUACCUUGGAUCUUAUUUUGUAAAUACUUACAUUUUUGUUAAAAAAUACAAGUAUUGCAUUAUGCAAGUUAUUUCAUAAUCUUACAUGUCCUGUAACAGGCUUUUGAUGUUGUGUCUUUCCACUCAAAUGAAUUUGCUAGGUCUGUUCUUUUUGAAGCCCUCAUGUCGAACUCCAUUCCCUGCCCUUUUCAUUCCAACAGAAAAAUGAGGUCAGUAGACAGUCUAUGGUGCUAGAAACCCACCAUUGCCUAAUGACCUAGAUGGCUUUGUAAUCUCUGAACUUGACUAAGACCACACCUAGGUUACAGGUUUUAUGACUCCACACGAACCUCCACAUUUGUUCACUCAUAAUCUACUAACUGCCUAGAAACUACAAAACCAGGCUAAGAAAAAAAAAACAAAAACACCAAUCAUAGCAUUUACUUCUGCUUCUCCUGGAUUAUGUGCUACAAAUGUGCUUUGGCUUUAGAAAGGGAUGGAUGAGAAGACAGAGCUGAGAUCAACCUGGGUAGAAGCAGAAAGUUAAACCCUUUAAAAGCGCUGAACGCAGAUUCGAAUCCAAAUGGUUCAAGCAGCCAUGAAAUCGCUCUUCAUGAAGUGGGCUUAAUUCUCUAGUUUAAGUUCUUUUGAUGGAAUGAAUUAAUUAAUGUGUCAGGUGGCUUAUUUGUGGAUGCCAUGAUUGAUGAUGUUCAUUUUAAGCUCUUACCUAUAGUACAAGUACAUGAUGCUACUGAAUAUUUUUCCACUUGGAAACUGUGAGCUGGUUGUUGCAUUGAAACACACAUACAAACGAGAUCAAAAACACUGCGGACUUUCACUCAAGCUGGUCUUUCUUCCCCAGUGUGAGGCAAUCCUGCCUAUUAAAAAAAAAAAUUACUCCAUCUGUGAGGGCUGAUACAGCUAAGGGGGCUAGGCAGGGCAUUUGUGCCAACUAAGAAUCACCAGACACCCACCAUAAGUACCUAUCGCAGUUUUGAAGUCGUUUCUCCCCCAAAUCCCAACUCCUGAAGGUUGCUGCCUGCAUAUUUACUCUUCAUUAGUGCUAUUUUCCUGUAUGUCAUUGUGA